AAGCAUCCAAAUUGUCCACAGAAACGGUCAACGAACGAGAUGGCAAGAUACCGCUCUCGCUCACGUUCCCGUUCUCAGGACUCCAGAGACAAGGACGCCUCACCAGAGUAUAAGCGACGAAAGCAUGACGACGACGACCAUGGCUCUCGUCGCAAGGAGCACAGGGACCGUUCAAGCAGAAAACAUCGGUCAGAAAGGGACAGAGACAGCCGGCGGGAUCGUAGCAAAGAUCGAAGCAAAGACAAAUCACGCAGUGAGAGAUCUCGGCAUUCCAAGUCCAAAGACGAGGAUCGUGAUGGCCAUAAGGAGAAAGAUCACCGCAGCGACAGAGAGCGGUCUGGGUCGGUGACACACCCUACGGUGGAAUCCAGCACAAAUGGCCAGACACGGACAGAACACACGGUAAGAACUGAUGGGAAGGAGAGCCCAAAGCGCCUCAGCGAUGCUAUGGACAUCGAUACCGUGGACCACCGGCAGCAAAAUAAUGGUCAGAUGCAUACAACAGGGCAAAAUGUCGCCGUGAAGACCGGGUCAGCUGUCAAGACCAACGAGUCAGGGAAAGACGAGAAACAGGUGCAGGAGCAACCUGCUACACCAGUAACUGAUGCAGAAGAGAAGUUGCGACAGCGACGAGAGCGAAUUGAACAGUGGCGACGGGAAAGAGCAGCAAAGGAAGCCGCAGAAAAAGGUGCCGAGGAGACCUCGACGGCGGAGGCGAGCCCGGUCUCGGUAAAGAAGGGAGACGGAGUAAUUCCGGAGAAGGAUGGCAAUAUAACUACCAAGUCGCGUGGUGCAGUCGCAACAGGCGGGCCAGCACCCACAACCACAUCACCAAAUCAUGUGGUCCGGAAGAGAGAAUCAUCUAUAGCCUUUGGUGCUUCUGGAUCAAAGCCAGGUCCCAAGUCGGUUGCAAAGUUCGGGUUUGGUAAAUCGGUGAAAUCCGGAAUAUCUAUCAAACCGACCGUUAUAGCCCCCAAGCCAUUAGCGAUAAAGCCAAAGUCGGCCUUUAGCUUUGAAGCGGAUGAUGACGAGGCAGCAGUGUCUAGAUUACCCAGUAAAAAGCUGCGGAUGUUAGGCACAGACGAUAUGGAGGUGGAUGCUGGCAAGGCCACCGAGAACGAUGAUGAUCAGGAUACUCUGGAAGCGUUUAUGGAGGAUGUAAACACUGAAGUUCAGAAGCUGAAUGAGGAUGACCAAUUGGCGCAACAACAAAACGAACCUAUGGACGUAAAUGAAGCCAACGAUCAAGAAGAUGAUCAAGAGGCCAUGAGUGACGACCCUGAUGAUUUGAUUGCAGCUGCUGCUAAAAAGCUGGCGGCGAAGCGCAAGGAUUUGGCACCAGUCGAUCAUAGUACUCAACAUUACGAGCCGUUCCGAAAAGAUUUCUAUAUUGAACCACCUGAACUUGGGGAUAUGACUAAUGAGGAAGUAGAACUAAAGCGAGCAGAACUAGAUGGUAUCAAGAUUCGUGGAGUCAGGUGCCCCAAGCCAAUUGAGAAGUGGACGCAGUUUGGUCUUCCAGGAGGAGUUGGUGAAGUGAUAAGGAGGAUUUUGAAGUAUGACAGGCCCACACCAAUUCAAGCGCAAGCUAUACCGGCGGUUAUGAGUGGGAGGGAUGUCAUUGGCAUCGCCAAAACGGGAUCGGGAAAGACGAUCGCUUUUCUGCUUCCAAUGUUCCGACAUAUCAAAGAUCAACGUCCUUUGGAAGCUCAAGAAGGACCAAUCGCGCUUAUCAUGACCCCAACACGAGAGCUUGCAGUGCAAAUCCACAAAGAAUGCAAACAUUUUGCUCGGGCACUGAAUCUCCGUGCAGUUUGUUGUUAUGGCGGUUCACCGAUUAAAGACCAGAUCGCGGAACUGAAAAGGGGAGCUGAAAUUAUCAUCUGUACACCAGGAAGAAUGAUUGAUUUGCUGUGCGCGAACAGCGGCAGAGUUACAAAUCUAAAACGUGUUACCUACCUUGUCCUUGAUGAAGCGGACCGUAUGUUUGACAUGGGAUUCGAGCCUCAGGUCAUGCGGAUCGUUAACAACGUGCGCCCCGAUAGGCAGACUAUCCUGUUUUCAGCUACAUUUCCGCGAAAAAUGGAAGCGCUUGCUCGAAAGAUUCUGCAAAAGCCACUGGAAAUUACCGUCGGCGGCAGGAGUGUUGUGGCGUCCGAUGUCACUCAAAUUGUCGAGGUGUUACAGGACGAUAAUGCUAAAUUCUUACGGUUGCUCGACAUUCUUGGUCGCACAUUCAAUGAAGAUCAGGAUGCGAAAGUGUUGAUUUUCACUGAUCGGCAAGAAGCUGCGGACAACCUUCUCACCCUACUUCUUCGAAAGGGAUAUCCAUGUCAGUCGCUUCACGGCGGAAAAGAUCAAGCUGAUAGGGAUUCCACUAUUUCCGAUUUCAAAACAGGAAAUACAAAUAUCUUGAUUGCAACAUCGGUGGCUGCUCGAGGUUUGGAUGUCAAACAGCUGAAAGUCGUCAUCAAUUACGAAUGUCCCAACCAUAUGGAAGAUUAUGUUCAUCGUGUUGGACGCACAGGCCGUGCGGGGAACAAGGGUACAGCGUACACAUUCAUUACGCCUGAUCAGGAGAAGUUUGCGGUGGAUAUUGUAAAGGCGUUGACUAUGAGCGAGGUGCAAGUGCCAGAGGAUUUGCAAAAGCUUGCAGACUCAUUCAUUCAGAAGGUGAAGACAGGCGCGGCGCAGUAUUCUUCGUCUGGGUUUGGCGGGAAAGGUUUGGAAAAAUUGGAAAAGGAGCGGGACAUGGUGAAGAAGCUUCAAAAGAAAGCUCAUGGUGCUGCUUUCGAUGACGAAGAUGAUGAGGAAGAUGAAGACGUCAAGUUCGAGGCAAAGGCAGUGCCAGCGGGGGCAGCUCCUCCACCAGUCGCUGGGGAUAGUACAGCCACGACACCAGCUGCCAAUGGAGGCGGUUUGGCAUCGGCGGCGGUCAAAGCUGCACAAGAGGCAGCCGCAAAAGUUAAUGCCGCUGUGGGUGCGUCCGGAGCAGCCAGAGCUCGCGACAUUAUUGCGGAAAUCAAUGCAAAAUUCAAGGAUGCGGCUGCAGGAGUCGGCGGCGAGGACAAGAAGCAAGCAUCAGAGGCUGCAUAUGCAUAUGAGAUUGAAAUCAACGACUAUCCGCAAAAGGCACGUUGGCGCGUUACAAACAAGGAGCAAAUUUCACAAAUCACCGAGCUCAGUGGUGCAGCCAUUACAACAAGAGGCACCUACUUUCCUCCCGGCAAGCAACCUGGACUUGGAGAACGCAAGUUGUACUUGUUUAUUGAAGGUGAUACGCAGAUCGUCAUUGAUAAAGCAAAGGCUGAAAUCAAACGUAUCAUUACGGAGGCUACCAUCUCCAGUAUGGAGAGCGAGGCUGCGGGUGGUGCUCGCUACUCAGUUCUGUGAUGUAACCUGCUCGACGCGGUGUGACGUCGCAUGUAGAUAAGUUUAGAUUGCACCUGCAUAUAUGGAAAACACGAUGUUUUGUGUGUACUUUAUUACUACAGAAGGAAAUAUCGUCUAGUUAAUCAAUUGUCUACGACUGCCGCAGGAAAGGUUCUGUAGACAGCGACAACCAUGCAGGUUCAGUUGACCUAAUCAGAGUCUGUAGAUUGGAGAGACUCCAUAAGAGGGGGCAAACCCACGCCAGCUGUUGAAGAAAAUGCGGCCAUUCAUGGAAUUCCGGAAGAAGACCCGCAUGUUACCAUGGUCCUCCAUGGCCACGAGCUGCCCCCGAGCUACGCGGACAUUGACAAGCCACAUGGUCCGGAUGGACAAGCCUAC
This is a messenger RNA of Spizellomyces punctatus DAOM BR117, 3771 nucleotides long. RefSeq lists its product as uncharacterized. Gene Ontology annotation, biological process: sperm DNA condensation; spermatogenesis. Gene Ontology annotation, molecular function: ATP binding; RNA helicase activity; DNA binding. Gene Ontology annotation, cellular component: nucleus; nucleosome. NCBI's taxonomy places the organism in Eukaryota, Fungi, Chytridiomycota, Chytridiomycetes, Spizellomycetales, Spizellomycetaceae. The record is from RefSeq and is a predicted model, not a curated record. Bases 40 to 3393 code for a protein of 1117 amino acids. The transcript has 6 exons.